GUCUAGGGCCGCAAACGCCGCCGGAGUAUCGCCGCGCCUUACACCAUACGGGUGGCGCAGUGGUCCAAACACAACUAAGGGAGGAAGAAGCCAGCCAAGGAAGGAAGGAAAGGAAGGACCGGAAGUGGUUCGCGCGCCUGCGCGUAGGAGGCGGGGGGGGGCAGCUUGCGGCUGCCUGUGCUAGGGAGUUAAAAAACAACAACCACAAACCGGCUCGCCGCUGUGAGGGGAAAAAGCGCCGGGUGCCUGCGGCGGCGGAGCCUUCUCCUCCUCCUCCUCCCCGCUUCGGCCAUGAGCGUCGCAGCGCUGGUUUCUCCCGCGCUGCCGCCGCCGGGGCCUCCGCCCCCCGCCGCUGCCGCCGCCGCCUCCGCUGCGCUGCCCGCCGGCACGGGCCCCGCCGCCGCCGCUGCCGCCGCCGCCGCUGAGAGCUUCGAGGAGGAGGAGGAGCUGGACAGCCCCGCCGACGAAGAGGAUGGAGAGCGCAGCGGCCGCGCGCGGGAUUCCGACGAAGAUACAGAAGAUGCAAGUGAAACUGAUCUGGCAAAGCACGAUGAGGAGGAUUAUGUAGAGAUGAAGGAACAGAUGUAUCAGGAUAAAUUGGCAUCUCUUAAGAGGCAGCUACAGCAACUGCAAGAAGGUACUUUACAAGAAUAUCAGAAAAGGAUGAAAAAGCUGGAUCAGCAAUACAAGGAAAGGAUACGCAAUGCGGAGCUUUUUCUCCAGCUGGAAACAGAGCAGGUAGAAAGGAACUACAUAAAGGAGAAGAAAGCGGCUGUGAAGGAGUUUGAAGAUAAAAAGAUUGAGCUGAAGGAAAACUUAAUUGCGGAAUUAGAAGAGAAGAAGAAGAUGAUAGAGAGUGAAAAGCUAACUAUGGAGCUAACAGGAGAUUCCAUGGAAGUGAAGCCCAUCAUGACAAGAAAACUGAGGCGGCGGCCCAACGACCCUGUUCCAAUCCCUGACAAAAGGCGGAAGCCAGCCCCCGCUCAGCUCAAUUACUUAUUAACAGAGGAACAGAUAAUGGAGGAUCUGAGGACGCUCAAUAAGCUUAAAUCACCUAAAAGACCAGCAUCUCCUUCAUCACCAGAACACCUGCCAGCGACACCUGCCGAAUCUCCAGUGCAGCGAUUUGAGGCAAGGAUAGAGGAUGGCAAACUUUACUACGAUAAAAGAUGGUAUCACAAGAGCCAGGCUAUUUAUCUGGAAUCGAAAGAGAACACCAAGAUCAGCUGUGUGAUCAGCUCCGUGGGAGCCAAUGAGAUCUGGGUGAGGAAAACCAGCGACAGCACAAAAAUGAGGAUCUACCUUGGCCAGCUCCAGCGAGGGGCAUUUGUCAUCCGCCGGCGGUCAGCCGCAUGACUGCCUUGCAGGGGCGGCUCUGUGCCGUGUUGAAAGACAAUCAGCUCUUACAGAGACUUGUGGUCACUCUUCCUGGGUCUUAUUGGCAGAAGACUUUUGUCCCCCCCCCCCUUGCCCCCUUGGAAGCCGGCUGUUUCACUGCCCAUGUUGUUCCACUGUCUGUGUCUCUCUCUCUUGUGAGCCCAUCUGAUGCCCCGUAGCCCACCCUGAGGCUUCGGUUUAGCUUUCUUGUUUCCAAAGGCUACUUAAAGAAGAAUGUAUGCCUGUG
Molecule: messenger RNA, 1624 nt
Organism: Rhineura floridana
Lineage: Eukaryota; Metazoa; Chordata; Lepidosauria; Squamata; Rhineuridae
Gene: SUDS3
Product: SDS3 homolog, SIN3A corepressor complex component
Exons: 12
Coding region: 292-1356 (354 amino acids)
Biological process (GO): negative regulation of transcription by RNA polymerase II
Cellular component (GO): Sin3-type complex
Molecular function (GO): histone deacetylase binding
Source: RefSeq, a predicted model, not a curated record